AUGUAUCACACCACGCAAAAACUACCACCAGCAUCUCAACUCAGAGUAAAAAAUAAAAUAUUUGAGACCGUUUCGGAAGCUGAGGCAGCUCUUUUGAAUAUCCCGAACACUUCAUUUCAACAUAAUUUAGACGAACAAACUCAGUCUACUUCCACGUGGCAAUUCAUAGGAGACUCUUCUAGUUCUCAUGAAAGUUUUAUGUCCAACAGCUCUAUGGAUACACAGUCUUGUGAAAAUCGGAGUGACAUAAGACAGUUUUAUACAAAUUUUCAAAACUAA
Molecule: messenger RNA, 279 nt
Organism: Macrosiphum euphorbiae (potato aphid)
Lineage: Eukaryota; Metazoa; Arthropoda; Insecta; Hemiptera; Aphididae
Source: the annotation of a GenBank genome assembly